Syngnathus acus (greater pipefish) is the source of this 2454-nucleotide messenger RNA. RefSeq lists its product as uncharacterized. The record is from RefSeq and is a predicted model, not a curated record. Gene Ontology annotation, molecular function: catalytic activity. The transcript is spliced from 3 exons. NCBI's taxonomy places the organism in Eukaryota, Metazoa, Chordata, Actinopteri, Syngnathiformes, Syngnathidae. The annotation marks the transcript as partial.
CCCACGGUCGUAUCGUCCCGCCGCGCUAACAAACAUUCGAGAGGUGAUGUCAGGCCUAGAGAACACAAUCUUACUCGCAUCUCGUUUAAAUAUCCUUCGAUAGAUACGCACCCUGACCGACCGAUUACGCUUAAACUCGGUUUUAUGAAUAUUAGAUCGCUUCAUACAAAAGCAGUUCUCGUUAAUGACCUCAUCACGGAACAUAAUCUAAACGUUUUUGGUCUCUGCGAGACCUGGUUAAAACCUAAUGAACUGCUGCCGCUUAAUGAGGCCUCGCCUCCAAAUUUUGUGAGCUCGCAUGUGGCGCGUCCUCGAAAAAAGGGUGGGGGUGUCGCCCUCAUCUCGAAUUCUGAGCUGAGACUUAGGCCUCGUUCGACCAAUGUAUUUAAAACAUUUGAAGUUCUCACUGUCCGAUCCACCGCUUUACCGUCAUUUUAUCUUGCUGUUAUUUACCGUCCACCCGGGGCUUACUCUGGCUUCCUGGAUGAAUUUUCAGAAUUCGUGGCUGAUCUCGUAACCAAUGCCGAUAAUAUAAUUAUCAUGGGUGAUUUCAACAUCCACAUGAAUUUACCGUCAGAGCCACUUACUUCGGCGUUUCAGACUUUAACUGAUAUGUUUGGUUUUUCGCAAGCCGUACAGGCAGCAACGCAUAAGAAUGGAAAUACCAUAGAUCUGGUAUUAUCCCGAGGACUUGCAACCUCAAAUAUAGCAGUGCUGCCAUACACUACUGUUUUGUCUGAUCAUUACCAAACAACAUGUUUGCUCGACCCUCUUCCAGCCAAACUACUUAAAGAAUUAUUUCAUAUUUUAGGACCGUCUGUCUUAAAUAUAAUCAAGCUGUCUGUCUCCUCUGGGAUAGUGCCAACAGCCUUCAAAACCGCUAUCAUUAAACCGUUGCUUAAGCGACCAAAUCUUGACCCGGACUGUCUCAGUAAUUAUAGGCCAGUUUCAAACCUCCCAUUUAUAGCAAAACUUCUUGAAAAAGUAGUAGCACAGCAGCUUAAUGAUUACAUGGUCGCCAAUAAUCGAUAUGACUCUUUUCAGUCUGGUUUUAGAGCUAAUCAUUCCACUGAGACAGCACUUGCUAAAGUGACUAACGAUCUCCUCAUAGCUAUGGAUUCAAACACUUCAUCUGUACUGUUACUACUCGAUCUUAGUGCUGCCUUCGACACUGUAGACUUUGAUAUUUUAUUAGGGCGUCUUAAAAGUUGUGUUGGUAUUUCAGGGUCAGCACUAGGCUCGUUCCAUUCCUAUCUAUCAAAUAGGACGCACCGAGUGGUCCAUGGCAAUGCGUCCUCUGAGCUCUAUAAUGUUACGUGUGGUGUCCCACAGGGAUCGGUUCUCGGACCAAUUUUAUUUAAUAUUUAUAUGAUCCCGCUUGGGGACAUAAUACGUAAAUAUAAUAUUAGUUUUCAAUGCUACGCGGAUGACACCCAAUUAUAUAUGCCAUUAUCGAUGACAGAUCCGCGUGAUUGUUGUAAUCUUGAGGCAUGCCUUGCGGAGAUCAAGCAAUGGAUGUCUCUCAACUUCCUUCGUCUUAACCCAGAUAAAACUGAGAUGUUGAUAAUUGGUCCAACUCGUUUUCAACACUUGUUCAAGGAAACCGCUAUAACUAUAGAUAACCGUACUAUCACUCAGAGCGAUACUGUAACUAAUCUCGGGGUAAUGUUUGACCAAACUCUCUCCUUUCAAAAGCACAUUAAGAAUAUAACCAGAAUUGCGUUCUUUCACCUUCGUAAUAUUGCAAAGAUUCGUCCGAUCCUCUCGACCGGUGAUGCGGAAACUAUUAUACAUGCGUUCGUCACGUCGCGCCUGGACUACUGUAAUGUACUAUUCUCUGGUCUUCCUAAGUCCCGCAUCAAAAGUCUACAGUUAGUACAAAAUGCUGCUGCAAGGCUGCUCUCACGGACAAGAAAAUUUGAUCACAUUACCCCAAUAUUAGCCAACUUACAUUGGCUCCCGGUCCAUUUAAGAUGUGACUUCAAGGUUCUUCUAUUAACCUAUAAAUCAUUGCAUGGCUUAGCGCCUUCGUAUCUCGUCGACCUAGUGGUUCCUUAUGCUCCGUCUCGUAACCUUCGUUCGCAAAACGCUACCCUUUUAGCGACACCGAGGGCCAAGAAAGUGUCUGCAGGGUCUAGAGCAUUUUCUAUCCGGGCUCCAGAGCUUUGGAAUGCCCUCCCAAUGGAUAUUAGGACUGCUACCUCAGUAGAAACAUUUAAGACACGUUUAAAGACACAUUUCUAUGACAUGGUAGUGGAAAACUACAAAUUCCUGGGUGCUCACCUUAACGACAAACUGGACUGGACUGAUCACACUCACGCCCUGUACAAGAAGGGCCAGAGUUGCCUCCACCUGCUGACGAGACUGAGGUCUUUCGGUGUGUGCAGGGCUCUCCUCAGGCUCUCCUAUGACUCUGUGGUGGCCCCAGCCAUCCUCUACGUUGUGGUCUGCUAG